Molecule: messenger RNA, 3065 nt
Organism: Vitrella brassicaformis
Lineage: Eukaryota; Vitrellaceae
Source: the annotation of a GenBank genome assembly
GGAUGAAUCACAUUAACUGAAUUUCACACACAAGAGGUCAUUCAGAAACACGUCCAAUUGAUUAAACCGGCAGUCCACCACGCAGUCAGGCAGCAGGUGAGUCAUCACUGCGUUGUUCACGUGACAUCUCCACAUAAGUGGUGAGCACGUGAACAGCGACGCCUCACCAUCUGCCUGGUGAGCCGCGCGUGCACAUACAACGGACAACACCUACAUAGAGUGCGGCACGCAUCGACAAGCAUCCACCCCUACACCAAAAUUCCCCCGUCUGCCUGCCACCUGCUUGCUAUCUUUGGUCUCUCAUGUGCGCGGCAUCAAUCUGAAGGCCUCCCUGCCGUCCCGCCCCUUGUCGACCCACCCCAAUUGCCCCCACUCGAAGGCAGCCACAUCCUUGCUGAAGCCGUCGUCGAUGGCCACUGCCAGCCCCCACUUUGCCGCCUCGUCCAGGAUGGCCCGCCGCACCACCUCACGCAACUCCAUCUUGCGGCCACCCACACCGCCCACCACAAAGCACUGCAGCUGCGGCACACGCACCACCUGGCCGCCCACAUCGGCCGUCCCGCCCACCACCUCCCUGUUGCUGCUGGCCUGGUACACCGCCGACUUGACGAAGUGCUCUGCUGCCGCACACACACGGCGGGCCAUGUCGGUGUGCCGCACACCGAUGGCCUCACUGAUGGCCUCCUGGGCGGCGUUCAUGUCAAAGAGGUAUGACGCGAUGCGCCAGCCGAAGAUGGGGGCCUCCUGCGGUCCGACGGCCAGCCAGGGGGUCAGGAGGGCCGCGAGGGAGCGGUGAGGGGCGAGAGCGGCGUUGAUGGCACCCAUGACGGCAGCGGGCAGCUCAUUGAGCACUCCGGCGUACUCGGUCAGCACCAACGGGCGCUGACGGCGGACCUCCUCUGUGGCUGUGGGGAUGGUGCUGAUGUCGGCCCCCGCCCGCAGCAGACUGCGGAUGGUCAGCUUGUAGUUGUCACACUGAGCGCGCCACUCCUCCUUGACGUGCUCGGGUGUGUUGGGGUGCUGCAGGUGUUGGGUGCGGCGAUAGAGGUUGAUGGCAGCAAUGGCGAGGGGCGUCCGGCCGGAGUCAUGUAUGUUGAUCUCGGCAGCGGGCAGCUUGCGGCAGAGGUAGUCGGCCACGUGGGGAGAGGCCCACUCUGCCGCUUCGUGCAGUGGCAUCCAUCCGUUGUAGUCGGCUGCCGUCAUGUCGGCCCCGUUCGCCGUGAUGAGAUCCAGGUAGCCGACGAUGAAGGACUGGGGGUAGUGGCCGCGUGCGUUCAUGGCUGCCUGGUACACCAGGCCCCAGACGUCUCGUUGGGUUGCGAAGGUGCGGUCCCGUCGGACGAGUCGCCGAUACAUCGACAGCAGCACCUGGUAGUCAGCAGGAGGGUCACGCAGGGGGCGGGGCAGCGCCAUCACCAUUACUGCGCCGUCUAAGACUUGUGCGUGCAGGUCGAUGUCUUGACGAGCCAUCAGCGGUUCGAAUGCCGUCUUAUUGCCGGAUGCAAUCGCCACUCGGAGGGGCGUCUCCCCGGUCUGAUACUCUGCCGCAUUGGGGUCGGCGCCUCCGUCGAUGAGUGCGGUCAGGACGGCCGCCUGCAGCUCGUCAGACGACCACUGGGGCAGGGCGACGGGACGGUUAUCAUCAUUGUUUUCGGCUUCGAUGGUCGGGACGGUGUAGCCCGACUUGUUGUCGAUGGCGAGAUGGACCAGCGAGUAGGGAACGCCAGCCCACCCGCUGCCCUUCUGCCGCAGCCGAGGCACCACAUGGGGGUCGGCACCCUGCUCGAUGAGGUCGGUCGCGUUCUGCGGGGCGGAGAUGGUGCGGCCGAUGAUGCCCAGCGUCAGCUCCUUGGUGAGGUUGUCCGUGCCGUGGGGGAAUCGAGCCUCGAUGUCGUUGGCUCCCCCGAAGCCGUCAGGCACCUCAACCGUGGUGGCCACCAGCACAGGAUGGCCUGCAACACACACACACACAGCCACCACACGACACACACUGUGAAGGAAUGUGUGUGCGGAUCACAUUUUCUCGCGUCUGUCUGUCUGUCUGUCUGGCGUACCGUCCUCCUCAUAGCUGUCGUCGUCCUCAUAGUCGUCGUCGUCGUCGUCAUCGAUGCCGUCGCCCAGCCACCCGUCGUCAUCACUGCCAUCCUGCACACAACAAAGAGGAACAGGGAGGAAAACCGCUGACGCUCGUCGCAUGGGGCGGUUGGUGCUGUCAAUGAGUGACUCACCGAUUCGGAUUCGCUAUCAGCUGCCGCCUGUAGACCUUCUCCCUCCUCCUCGACCAUCUCGCCGUCCUCCUCCUCACGCAACAAAUCUGAAACGAAGGCAUACCAACACAUUCGUCAACAACGCGAGAAUGAGUGUGCUACUGGUGUGUUGAUCAGUCUGUGUGGCGUGCCGUUGACUCACCCCUGUCAGCGCCAUUGUCGUCUUGCCCGUCUGGCUGCCCGCUGCCAUUGUUAUCCUCCUCAGCCACAUCGUCUGCACACACCAUCGAAGGCACACACACACGUGUGGCGCUGAUGCUGUGUGUUUGAUGUGUCACAUUCAUCUGUGUGUGGCGUACCCGCAUCGCCACCGUCACCGUCCGCCAUGGCAGCGGAGGCCAUGCGGCUGUCGUGACCUCCAGACAUCUCACUCCAACACACACCAACAGCUGCACCGACCACACACACAGAGAGGCGACAAGAGAUGGGCAGACACCUGCUGCAUGUGUCGUGUGUGUGCUCGCCCACCUAGCUAUGAGUCAAAUGGUACAAUGACGCUCAAUCUGUCCGCCCCGUCACCAAGGCCGACCUGCACAACACGACACCGACACACAGAGGCCGCAACUCACCUGAUGACUAGUGGCGAACGAAUCGCAUCUGCGCGUACCGUCGGGUGGCUCUCUCUUCUAAGCGCCGCGAUGAUUAAUUCCCCAGAGAAGGCCUCCAGCGACAGAGAGGAAGGAGGCCCUUCUGUCCGAGAGAAAUGUCAGAGUGAUAGCCAAACGGAUGGGCGGAGGGAUGGACGUGACAUCAGUGAGUCCCUCCCUUCGUCACUUUCAUUCCCUUCCUCCUCUCUCU